CGAACGACAAAAAUGAUGUCACUUUCACAACAAAUAUGGCGACUUACAUGGGUUUUUUUGUUGACAAAACUGACAUCCUCGUACCAUAGUUCUUAGUCAUCUUUUGAUGUUAUAUUACUCUUGGCAAAGAGUUGACAUUAAUUAUAUUAAAAAUAAGCACGCUGUUGCCUUAUUUACUACCAUAUUUGUGUGUCAGUUUGGGUUUCCUUGACUUUUGACGACAAUGGAUUCUGAGUUGAGAGAAAUAGAGCACCGCGACAAUCAGCUGAAAUCACCCCAAACAAGAGCAGUGUCAACGGAUGGUAACACUGACCCAGCUGGUCUGCAAAAUGUCAGAGUAAUAGAAAAACAAGCCCAAAAGAGAAUUUUUAAAAUCAUCGUUAUAGGUGACUCAAAUGUCGGGAAAACGUGCCUUACGUAUAGGUUCUGCAGUGGAAAGUUUCCAGACAAAACAGAAGCCACCAUUGGUGUGGAUUUUCGAGAAAAACAACUAGAAGUGGAUGGUGAAAAUUUAAAGCUUCAACUGUGGGACACAGCUGGUCAAGAGCGUUUUCGCAAGUCUAUGGUGCAGCACUACUAUCGCAAUGUUCAUGCCGUCAUAUUUGUGUAUGACAUCACAAAGAUGAGUUCCUUCGAGAACAUGAGCCAGUGGAUCGAGGAGUGCGACCGGCACAACCUGAACAAGAACAUCCCCCGCAUCCUGGUGGGCAACAAGUGCGAUGAGGUGGACAAGGUCGCGGUCAACACCAACAUGGCCCAGAAGUUUGCCGACGCCCACGGCAUGCCGCUGUUCGAGACCUCAGCCAAGGACGACGACAAGGCCAACCACGUGGACGCCAUUUUCAUGACGGUCUCCCACAAGCUGAAGAACGCCAAGCCCAUGAUGCCCGUGCAUAUGUCCAGCCUGAGCCCACACGACAGCGUGAACCUCCGGGGCAGCCCACAGCACCGCGGCCUUCAGUCCGCCGUCGGGGUGGGCGCGGGGGACAAGUCGUCGGACUGUUCUUGUUGAGUUGUGCCGCAGCAGUGUAUUCCUCUUGCUCACAUCGUGCUGACUCAUUCUUCUUCUGCUCCUCCUCAUUGGUUUUAUUUUCAUCCGCUUUGCUGGGAAGCAGUUGUGGGGGGGGGGGGGG
Aplysia californica (California sea hare) is the source of this 1133-nucleotide messenger RNA. Its product is annotated as putative Ras-related protein Rab-33. Gene Ontology annotation, cellular component: Golgi apparatus; endosome. Bases 224 to 1012 code for a protein of 262 amino acids. Gene Ontology annotation, biological process: Rab protein signal transduction. The record is from RefSeq and is a predicted model, not a curated record. Lineage: Eukaryota; Metazoa; Mollusca; Gastropoda; Aplysiida; Aplysiidae. The transcript has 3 exons. Gene Ontology annotation, molecular function: GTPase activity; GTP binding.